CAACAGAAAUCUUCUGACUGCAUUUCUAGGACAGACAAGUUUUCAGUCUCACUAGAGCACGACUUUGGCAAGUGGUGCUGUAGCCUAUAGGGCGCUAUUUUAAACACGAUGAGCUUUUGUCAUCUCUUUAACUGCAGAUCGCGUUUCAUAAUGUUUUAAAUAGCUGCGCAUUCAGGUAUUACAUUAAUGGCUUACAUAAAAUAGAAAUUCAUCAGGCAUAAGGUUUAGAGGAGGAUCUGCAUCAGCUGAAUCUGUUCAAUGAUCUGGCAGAGAAAUGCAGUCGAGCCAGUUUCGUCUGCACUGGAGCAGAAAUGCGCGUUUUGUAAGCUGGGUUUACUGGGAUGAGAAAAACUGUUUAGCGUAUUUGUCCAGCUCAUUGAUAACACGAAGACGCCGCUGAUCUCAGAAAGUCACUGGGAAAGAUUAACCUCGGAGUGAACCAGUCUCAGAUGAUAGCUGGGGAAUUAGAAGACAUUUGCAUUUUCCUGCAAGCAUCUGCGAAAAAACAGCCAUUUCCAUGGUAUUUCAUUUCUGUAAAACUAAAACGAGACCCUGAAAAGAAAGUUUUCGUUUUUUAACUUCAGUUAAGGACUACUUUUCUACUUUUCAGUUCCUUUCUCCAGCGAGGUAUGAGGAAACAUGUGUGAAAGCUAAGAAAAAGUUGUGCUUAAUGUAUAAAUUGCAUCCACGAAAAUGGAACAGCAACAUUCAACACCUGACCGCAAAAACAUGGAUAAAUGCUUGAGACGUUUGAAGCAAGAGCUGCUGUCUAUGCGGGAGGCUGGAGAUGGACUCCAUGCUCAGAUGAAUUCCAUGAUGGGCGCACUACAGGAACUCAAAGUUUUGCAGCUGCAGACUGUACUGGAACAGCUGGAAAUCUCAGGAAAGCCAAGUCAUUCACCUUUACCAAAUAAUCGGAUGUUCUACUCUCCUCCACUGAGCCACCCUGGUACCCCGCCCCCAAAGCCAUGCCAGCCUCAGGUCAGUUUAUCUCAAGGACGAGACCAGCCUCUGCAUAGGAGCAGUCCAGGAAAGAUGUCCUCUGCUUCAUGCCACCAGUCACUCCCAAAAAGGUUACUUGGAGAAAGUAUGUGUUCGCAGGACAACAGCCAUUGCUCACUCCCAGUCUCUCAAGGAACGGUGUCCUGGAGCACACCUGAGCUAACUCACGCUGUGGAUUAUCCAAGAAACCCACAAACCCUCCAUCAGACUGCGCAGUCACUGGAGAGUGACUCUAAUGUGAGCAGCACUGAUGACUCAACUGACUGGACCUCCACACUCAUGAGCUGUGGACGCAACCGACAGCCACUAGUCCUAGGUGACAAUGUCUUUGCUGACCUGGUGGGCAACUGGCUAGACCUGCCAGAGCUGGGCAAGCGGGCACUGGCUGAAAAGGAGGAAGAAGAGGAAGAGCCAGCUCCCCCUCUGCCACUCAGCCGCUCUCAGGAGAUCUACCGGCGAUUCUCCCUCACCACCAACGUCUUCAAGAAGUUCUUGCGCAGUGUGAGACCUGACAAAGACAAGCUUUUGAAGGAGAAACCUGGCUGGAUGCCUCUGGACAACCCUGAGGCGGAACUUCUCAAGAGACCCAAGAAAGUUAAUAAGCUUAAGGGGACAUUCUAUCUUCCCUUUCGCUCUGGUUCAUCUGGACAGCAAGGGAAGAACAUAUUGGGGAGAUUGGAGGGGACAAGCCAGACAACAGGAAUGUACACUAAUGGGAGGCAGCCAGAAAUUGCAGGGCAGGUCCAGCCUGGGUUUGAUUACAGCACAGUUGUCUGGGUCUGAUGAGGUUCCAUUUUUUGCUCUCUGAGGGCCACACUUCUAUAAUUGUUCGCACUAUUCACAUUGAUCCGUUAUCAAUGAUAAUGCAUAAUUUGCUCUAGUAACAAAAUGUUCCCAUGCCGUCCUUGAAGAGAUUGAAGUUUAUGGAUGCUGAUGGGGAGUCUUACACCUGCCAGUUAAUUUAAGUGAUUUAACUAAUUUCACAUUAGUCACAUUGAAUAUUCAUCACCACCCCCACCUUACUUUUGGCAGUCAUUCAGUCCACUUUUUAUGGCACCUCCGAUUAUUUCCACAGCCUUUCUGCCAACAGUGUAGAAUUCAUUUAGUGGAAAAUUGUCGCUGGCUUAGCAUGGGGUGAUAUGGAACUGUUGGAAAUGCCAUUGUCAUCCUACCAUUUUGUAUGGAGCAGUGUAUGGAAUAAGCAGGACUUGGGUAUGCAAUCAAGUCCAAUGACUUUGCCUUGUUAUACAUAUGGUUAGUAUUAGAUUUAUUAUUAGGGUAUAAUCGUGAAUCUCAUGUACUCAUGGGAAUUGUAGUUCAUCACCUAGGUAAUGGGAGUCCAGUGCAAGAGCUAGAAUGCUCCACAACAUGUUGUUCAACAAACUCUGUCACCCACAAAGAUGGGCUGUCUUCUAAACUAUUAUACAAACUUACUUUUCACAGCAGCUGCUUUGGAGCAUGUCGUAAUACACAACAUGCAUCAAAGUGCAUCAGUGUGACAUCUAGAUGACAGCAGGAGGAAGUAUUGUCAUUCUCAGAGAUGGAAAGAUCCGGUCCAGAAAGUAAAAAUCCAGACCAAGAUUUCAUUUUAGCCAACCAGUUGAGUACUCUGCAAAUGUUACUCUUUAUACUCAACUGGUUGGUUGAAACAAAAUCUUGGUCUGGAUUUAUACUUUCUGAGCCUGGAGUUUCCACCUCUGCUCAUUCUCUUAAAUGACCAGAGAUAUAAAUGAAUAGAUGACCCACCCUGGGUGAAACCUGGGGUUGUUUACAAUGUGAGGAGCACCUUGGAAGAGAACAUUGACAUCAACUGAUAGGCAGUCAGCACUGAGCUCAUGCAUGCAGAAGCUGAGGGUAGACUGCAAAGGAGGAGCUGGCACAGUGAUUGGGCUUUUUCAGUAAAUUAUUCCUGUUCUCUUGUUCAUUUUUUGCUAGGGAAGCUAAUUUAGGAUUCAAGAUGAAAUCUUGUACUGUAUGUGUUCAUACCUCUUAUAUGCUUGUGAAUCAGUAAUUGUUUAUGUAAACAUAAACUUUCAUAAAUUCUUCUCUAGUUUCACACUGAUGUUGAAAAUCUACCACUAAUAUGAAGCCAAAGCACACAUUAUAUUAUAUUAAAGUGCUGAAGAGUACAUAUGCAGUCAGGCCUGAUUAAGGUAAGGACAGCACACGUUUCCUCUGCAGAUUUCAUUGUAACAGCCCUGCCAGUGCCUUAGAGCUGUGUGCCCCCACCAGCAGACUGGCGCCCCGGUGGACGUAAUGAAUGCCUCAGGAACAAGCUGCGUAACUACGGCCUCCAGGCAAAGUGGCCAGCUCUGUCCCUGUUACGGGGGAGGAAUCACUGGGCCCCAGGAGCCUAUCCCAGCCAGCACAGGGCAUACAUCACUUUGCUUGGCCCUUUCAAACUCUGAAUGAAGUACUGUUAUCACUGGGCUUACGUGAAGGUAAUACUAUUCAAGGUGGUAUUAUGUAAUUUAUUACAUUAAAUAACUGUAAAUACAUACUUAAUUUGGCAGUGCCUUUUAUAUAUUAGGCAAAAAUUCCCGAGAUUCUGAAACUGAUGGUUUCUUUUCUUCUACUAGUGCAAUUGUAAAUCUUCCCCUUUCCUUUGAGCCUCACAUGGGCAUUGGGUGCUUAAUUCCACUUAAUUCCACAAGCUAAGGAAAACAAAAUGAAAAGGGUCAUCAAUAGACUUCACUGAUCUGCAUAUUCCUUCUAAAUCAUCAACUUUAUAUGUGCUAACUGUGAAAGUGAAAAUGGGGUAGCAGUUUUUUUUAAAGAUCUAUGUACUUGUGCCGAUUUUUCCAUCUAACAAAUGCAUGUGAAAAUCUACGGUUCGAAUAUGCUUCUUUAUUGACAUGUAAACCAUCAUUGCUGCAGAAAUUGGUCUCGUUGGUUCUUUGCAUCUGAAAACUUCAUUCCACUUUGAAUAAAUUUUGAAAGUAAAA
Molecule: messenger RNA, 3947 nt
Organism: Paramormyrops kingsleyae
Lineage: Eukaryota; Metazoa; Chordata; Actinopteri; Osteoglossiformes; Mormyridae
Gene: inka2
Product: inka box actin regulator 2
Cellular component (GO): nucleus
Molecular function (GO): protein serine/threonine kinase inhibitor activity; protein kinase binding
Source: RefSeq, a predicted model, not a curated record